AAGCUCUUGAUAAUCUUGUACCUAACACCACCCACCACAAUACCGCCACAAUGGUUGCGAAAACGAAAAGCAAGCUUAAGAUGGCUUUGGCCGCAGACAAGGGAGUCGAUUUUGGCAAGCAACAUUUGAAAAAGAAGCAAAAGCUUGCGAACAAACUGAAUAAAGAAAAGUCGUCCAAAAAAGGCGGGGAGAAAGCAGCCGAGGAGGAUUGGGAGGACGUUGAGGAAGAAAAGGAGGAUGAUGAGGCUGAAUUGAGUGAAGAGGAGAGUGGGAGUGAUGAGGAGACAGAGGCACCUAUGAAGAUCGACUUUGCCGGUAUCGAUGAGAGCGACAGUGACUCUUCAGCGGGCGAGAACGAUCAGAACGACGAGGAUUCGGACGAGGAGGACGACGAAGAUAUCCCAAUGUCAGACCUUCAGGACUUGGAAGACGAGGAGAAGGAAGACCUCAUCCCCCACCAACGCCUUACAAUCAACAACACAGUCGCCCUCACGGCCGCCUUAAAACGAAUUGCCUUACCAAUCUCGAAGCUUCCCUUUUCGGAACACCAAUCUGUGACGACUUCGGCGCCUGUCGAGAUUGUAGACGUGUCGGAUGAUCUGAAUCGUGAACUUGCCUUUUAUGCGCAAUCACUGUCUGCGGUACAAGAAGCCCGCAAGCAGUUGAAAUCAGAGGGGGUACCCUUUACCAGACCCACGGAUUACUUCGCGGAGAUGGUCAAGGCAGAUGAACAUAUGGCAAAGAUCAAGGCGAAAUUGAUUGAUGAGGCUGCCGGAAAGAAAGCAAGCGCAGAGGCGAGGAAGCAGAGAGACUUGAAGAAGUUUGGCAAGCAGGUACAGGUUGCGAAGCUGCAAGAGCGUGAUAAAGAGCGAAAGCAAACUUUGGAUAAUAUCAAGACUCUCAAAAGAAAGCGUCAAGGUGCGGAUACAGACGCUACGAACGAAGCUGAAAUGUUCGAUGUUGGUGUUGAGGAAGAACUUGGUAAGACAUCGAGGAAAGACCGACAAGGGCCCAACAAACGUGCAAAGAAGGACGAGAAAUACGGCCAUGGCGGCAAGAAGCGAUUCAAGAAGAGUGGUGAUGCACAGAGCACUGGUGACUUGCGAGGGUUCUCCAGUAAGAAAAUGAAGGGCGUUGUCAAGCAGAGGCCUGGAAAGGCUAGGAGAGCUGGAAAGAGAUAGAGUCGCAGUACAUCAGCUGUGCGGAACACAAAUGGGAAGGAUAAUGUGGCGUUCCGGUUGUCUUGCGGGCGGCCGCUGUCAUCGGCCUUGUGCAGUGUGCGUUGGGUGUAGAUAUACCAUGCACAUUUGUUCAUGACUGUUCAAGGCUUUUAUCAGUCAAUGUGUGAUAGAGACGAUCCAUGUAGGUUACUGCCCUGCAUCGGACGCUUUUCUGGACUCAGUUUAUUUUCUCUAUUUGAAUGAUUUCUCGAUCAGCAAUAUUUUCGUGGUUCUAUUCCAGUUCCGUAAGUGCGGACGACGUUAUAUCGUUUUGUGCCGUGGUUGUGGGCUGUUGCACAGUGUUCCAGCACUAAGCAGAUUUAUUUGCUGCAAUUAGUUUAUAUACGUUCUGCGAUAAGCCUAUUGCGAGUCUCUCGUGUACAAAUGUCGCGACCAGAGGCAAAAGAUCAUUUGUUCAAGCUAUUGUUGAUUCUGAAUUGAAUGUGGUUGAAGUGCAGUGCAGUCAUUUAUGUACAUUUAUAUCUCUCACCAUCCACACUCAGCACCACUACGUUAUCUUUGCCUCGGCUGUGCUCACAGGAGCGUAUCAUAUGUGUAGCAGAAGGUAUCUCCCUGAGCAUUCAAAGCCUCUUUGAGCGUGAUCGCUGGAGCAAUAGGCGACAAGUUGAUCGUGAAGUCAAGGGUGACAUUAUCUCCGCUAUAGUCGAAUGGGAUAAUCGGACCACCAACCUCAUUCAAGCGCUGCUCGAGGUCAAUGUUCUGCCACUCAGUGAGUACACGAUCGAGGUUGACAUGGUGCAAGUAGAACAAUGGGUCUCCUGGAGAGUUAUACGCAUUUCCAAUCGUCCCUAAGACGCCACCAACACCAAAAUGUCCACUUCCAUGAAUGUUAGGGAUGGAGAAGAUGGGCUCGUUUUCGAUCUGCUUAGCAAAUGCAGUGUAGUCAGGCUGAGCCAUCACAACGUCAACAUUUUCUUGGGCGGCAAAGGUGUUCAUAAUUGUAGGGAUGAAGUCUCUUGUCAAGCACGUUGCAGGACCGGGGUAGUUGAUUUGGAAAGCUGGGUAUGCGAAUGGCCCAUCAGUCACACAUCCGCCGCCGGUCCUCCCAGUGAGCCCGAAUGGGUUCUGUUCGGGAGUGGUAUCCUUGAUGUAGCGCCCGUUGCCGUCGAAUCCAACUGUGGGACUAAAAAUGUCAGUUUCAAAAAUAGCAGUGCUGUUUGGGUCGACAGUAUCUGCAUCUCGUGCCCAGUCCCAGUAACUAAUCGAGUCAACUCAUGUGUAUUUGGUCACGGAAAUCUGGGGGCCACUUACGGUUGGCCACCUGUGUAUCCGCAU
This is a messenger RNA of Cadophora gregata, 2516 nucleotides long. RefSeq names its product rRNA-processing protein and EBNA1-binding protein ebp2 (gene EBP2). The record is from RefSeq and is a predicted model, not a curated record. NCBI's taxonomy places the organism in Eukaryota, Fungi, Ascomycota, Leotiomycetes, Helotiales, Ploettnerulaceae. The coding region runs from base 51 to 1181 and encodes 376 amino acids. The transcript has 3 exons. Gene Ontology annotation, cellular component: nucleolus; preribosome, large subunit precursor; nuclear periphery. Gene Ontology annotation, biological process: ribosomal large subunit biogenesis; rRNA processing.